UCCCAUAAAUCUAAAAAUAUCCAAGAGAGACAGUACUGGGAAUUCCCCUUUGUGAAAAAGAAAGUAGACCAUUUUUAUUGAAAAAUAAGUAAGAUUUAGACAUAAUUGAUCAUACUUACAGGAUAUAUCAACAAUGGCAACCAUCACAUUUACCAAAUCUGAACAAAGAACAAAGUCAGAAACCAGCUCUGUUAUUAUAAAGUCUUCAGAACACAAAACCAAUCAGAACUCUGAAAAUAGCGCUGAAAUAAAUGAUUCAAAAAUGAAGAAGAACAAGAACGCCAAUUUAAGGAAAUCAAAAUCGGCACAGAGUUGUGAAAACCUAGAAACAAAACAUGAAGAAAAUCAGGCCAAAGAUCAGCAUGCCUAUGAAACACAAGUUUCAAAAGCAGAAGUUGAUGGUGAAACAGACAGUGCUAUAGGUUCUAGCAAUUACAGUUGUAUGUCACUUGAUUCAUUACUCAGUAAUUUUGAUGACCAGCUUGAUUUGGAAGAAACAAAGCCAAAGGUUUGUGAAGAGGCAAAAGGCUCAGAUUAUCGCAGUCCUUCCUUCAGUUCCAGUGCCACACCACCAUUUUAUUAUACACCAAAAGUCCCUGUACCCACUGCUACUGAAGUGUAUGAUGUUAAAAGGAACGUUAAAUUCAAGCAGAACAAGAUACAGCCUGUCCCUGAAAAACCAGAAUGCCACGUAUUCCAGAGUCACCUAUCAGAUCAAAGGGUGGCUGAACAAACAGAAAUAGAUGGAGAAAUAUCUCUAGCACAAUACUUACACGUUAAUCCAGAAUUGAGUGAAGAAUCUUCAUUAGCUUCAAGCAUUACAGCAUCUUCCCUGUCUUCUUGUUCAAGACGUGGAAUGUCAGACUUUGUCAUUCUUCACACUGAUGAUGAUCUUGAAGCAGCAGGUUCUUUUAUGGAGCAUCUUCAAAGAGACAUUGGGAUACCAGACCUUACUGUAGAUUUGCUCAGUAACAUUGAUGCAGGAAAACCUGGGAUGCAAAGUUUGGCAACUUUACAUGAUAAAUAUAGAUACAUUUUGACAUAUGUCACAAAGAAUCUUGAAAGUGAUAAAUAUUGUAGGUACUUGGAUGAAAUUGUGUUGACAUUAGGUCUAAGGGAAGCAAAUGGGAAAGAAGAAAGAGUUGUGCCAGUAUUAACCAGACAAGGUUACUGUAACAUUAUAGAACUAAGCAUACUUGGUGGACUGCAAUAUUUCAAUUUCCGUUCAAGUAGCACUCUUAUGAGUGAUUCAUAUGUUAACUGUGUAAAAAAUCUUGUUAAAACAGGGAGAGCUAAAUUUCCUUGAAGCAAGGUCUAGAAUAAUCCCUAUUCAUUUUUGUAAUAAAACUACAUA
This is a messenger RNA of Ruditapes philippinarum (Manila clam), 1354 nucleotides long. RefSeq lists its product as uncharacterized. Bases 134 to 1306 code for a protein of 390 amino acids. The record is from RefSeq and is a predicted model, not a curated record. Lineage: Eukaryota; Metazoa; Mollusca; Bivalvia; Venerida; Veneridae. The transcript has 3 exons.